Lycium barbarum (goji berry) is the source of this 1424-nucleotide messenger RNA. Its product is annotated as serine carboxypeptidase-like 19. The record is from RefSeq and is a predicted model, not a curated record. The coding region runs from base 1 to 1116 and encodes 371 amino acids. Gene Ontology annotation, molecular function: serine-type carboxypeptidase activity; acyltransferase activity, transferring groups other than amino-acyl groups. Gene Ontology annotation, biological process: secondary metabolic process; proteolysis. Lineage: Eukaryota; Viridiplantae; Streptophyta; Magnoliopsida; Solanales; Solanaceae. The transcript is spliced from 13 exons.
AUGAUACACCGACCUAUGAUGUUUGAUUACAGAGAGUAUAAUGGUAGCUUGCCAACAUUGUCUUCAAAUCCAUAUGCAUACACAAAGGUGGCAAACAGUAUAUUUAUAGAUUUCCCAGUAGGGACUGGAUUCUCCUGCGCAACUACAGUAAAGACAAAUCAUUCGAAUAAUUUACAAGCAGAUGAUCAUGCUUAUCAAUUUCUUCGUAAGUGGUUAUUAGUUGAGCAUCCAGAAUAUCUCAAUUAUCCUUUUUAUGUUGGUGGAGACUCAUACAGUGGAGUUACUGUUCCUAUUGUUACUCAAGUGAUAUCAGAUGGGAUUGAUGCUGGAAUCAAGCCAUAUAUCGAUCUUAAGGGAUACAUACUUGGGAAUCCAGUAACAUUAAUUCCUGAUGAAGAUAACUAUAGGAUCCCUUUUGCUCAUGGGAUGGGACUUAUUUCUGACGAACUAUACCAGUCAUUAGUGGCAAACUGUGGAGGAGAGUACAACCAUAUUGAUCCAAGCAAUGUACUUCGUUCAAGAGAUAUGCGUACUUUCAAUUGGUUGCGCAAAGGAAUAGUAGAAAGUCAUAUUCUAGAGCCCAUAUGUGAUCCUGUCUCUGUAAUAACUCGCCAAUCGUCGUAUGGCUCAAGAAGAUCGUUGGUUGAUAUUAACAAUCCUGCUACACUUCAUGGAGUAAAAUGUCGAGGCGAGUGGUUUAAACUAUCUGAGAUUUGGGCCAACGAUGACGAUGUCAGAGAAGCUCUUCAUUUUCGAAAGGUAAGUGGAGUAUGGGAGCAAUGCAGGAGUAACUUGCCUUUUACAUUAAAUGUCAACAACACUAUAUCAUAUCAUGCAUAUCUUAGCACUAAUUUGAGGUCUCUCAUUUACAGUGGUGACCAUGACAUGAAAACUCCAUUUAUAUCAACUCAAGUAUGGAUCAAAUCGCUAAAUUACUCAAUUGUUGAUGAUUGGAGGCCAUGGAUUGUCAAUGGUCACGUUGCAGGUUACACAAGAAGUUACUCCAACCGAAUGACAUUUGCGACAUUGAAGGGAGCAGGGCACACUGCUCCAAAUUGGGCACCAGAAGAGUGUCUUGCCAUGCUAAAGAGGUGGUUAUCAAAUGAAGCACUCUAGUCAAUUUCAAAAUCUUAAUGAAUUGCGUGUUCACGGGAAGCAAAUCAAGUGGCCGAUGCGUUAGCAAAAAGCGUAUGCUAUUAUUACUAUGCCGGGAAAAAGCUUUUUGUUAUCCGGCUACACCAACCACCUAUGUUGUUAGGUAUUUUGGUUGCAACUCUUUAGAACCUAUUAAGUACGGAAAUAAAAUCUAGACAAAAAUUGUCUUAGCUAAAAUACGAAAAACUUAUCUUGAUAUUAAAUCGAACUUAUACAAGUAAAUAAAACUCCAAAACAAUAUCAUGGAGUUUCAACAUCUACUAGUUAAA